CAUCACUUGGUGCUCAUCGGUGCGGGGAAUUUAACAACAGUUUGGUUGUUUACCCACACUACUCUAGAAACGAAACUGAAAGAAAGAGGCUUUCGACAGGGAGGCAAAAAGGCACGCACAAGAUUAAAACUGAAGACGAUUAAGGAGGCGAGCACAGUGAUGUCGGACCAGGGUUUUUCACUUCUCACUUCCAUUGGGCCAGACACUUCUCCUAGGAAACAUCUGGAGAUGAUCCAACAAGAAAUAAAGAAAUACAAGGCCACUUGUGAACAGCUGGAGAACGACCAGACAGAACUGAAGGUUGCCAGGGACAACCUGCUGGAGAUAACGAAGGAGUUCAAAAUGCGUUCAGCAACUGUGCAACAGAGACGCCAAGAGGAAGAGCAGCUCAAAGCCAGUCAAGUAAAUCUUCACAAGGAGAGAUUGGUGAGUGUGCAGGCAGAGCAUGCUGAACUGUGCAGGGAGUCAGAGGCACUGCAGAAUGAACUGGACAGAAUGGAGGAGGAGAACCAGGAGCUGAGACUCCAGACCCAGGUAUCCACUGCAGUGCCUGAGAAGAAAAUGGUUUUCACUGGAGUCACAGCUGUGGAGGGGUGCUCGUCUAGCUUCGAUGUGAAGCCCCGAAUUCUGUACCCCAUUGAGGGGGGGACAGCCCUAAUCACCUUUGAAGAAGAAGAUGUUGCCCAGAAGGUGCUGGAAAUAAAGUUCCACAAGAUCAAACUUGGUGAAUGUUAUAUCACAGUUGAGGCCCGUCCUGUGCAGUUGCUUGUGCCCAGCGACAUUGAGGUGGAAACUCACGUGUGUGACAAACGCAUUUUAAUAUCAGACCUUCCCAAGAUCGGCAUGGAGGACCAGCUCUUAGACAAGCUUGAGAUUUAUUUCCAGAAAAAGAGGAAUGGAGGCGGGGAUGUGGACAUGACAGAAAUGCUGCCAGAUUCAGGAAACGUUGUUGUGACGUUCGUGGAGGAUACAAUUGCGAAAGGUUUGACAAGCAAGGAAUACCACGACAUAAAGAUGUUUGAUAAGACGUAUCGUGUGAAGGUGACCCCAUUCCUAAAUGGAGAGAUCAAACAUUUAAAGGCACGUACCUCGGUUUCUAAGAAGACUGUUCAGCUGGUGGGAAUCCCAGACAUCUUGGAUGAAGAAAACCUGCAGGAUAACCUGGAGAUCCACUUCCAGAAGCCCAGCAGUGGAGGGGGAGAGGUGGAUGCCUUUGUCUACAUCCCCCUGGGCAAGAAGGCUGUGGGGAUCUUCGAGGAGGACACCAGCUCUGAGUGACCCAUCCCAGACCCAGCAGGAGAGACACAGCUCUUACAGUGUUCUCUACAUCCUCAUUGUUUAUAUUGUACUUAAAUGGUUUGGAUUUAAAUUUUGAAAAUUGUAACCAUUACUCUUACUCUUAAAGGUGAAGUUGAAUCCUGAAUUGGAGGCUGUUUUCCAGUCCUUUAUGAAGAGCAACUUCAAUGUAUCUGCAGGAAAGGGGAUAGAAUCAGGGCAUAUCACUGGCUUAGAGAGCUGUUUGAAUUUAUUUCAACUACAGAUUAUAACUGCUGUUCAACUGUCUUAAAGCUAAUAAAUCAAUUUGCUAUUUCUUA
Molecule: messenger RNA, 1595 nt
Organism: Acipenser ruthenus (sterlet)
Lineage: Eukaryota; Metazoa; Chordata; Actinopteri; Acipenseriformes; Acipenseridae
Gene: ifi35
Product: interferon-induced protein 35
Exons: 11
Coding region: 160-1278 (372 amino acids)
Cellular component (GO): nucleus
Source: RefSeq, a predicted model, not a curated record